This is a messenger RNA of Acanthaster planci (crown-of-thorns starfish), 3527 nucleotides long. Its product is annotated as pituitary tumor-transforming gene 1 protein-interacting protein-like. The record is from RefSeq and is a predicted model, not a curated record. Gene Ontology annotation, cellular component: cytoplasm; nucleus. NCBI's taxonomy places the organism in Eukaryota, Metazoa, Echinodermata, Asteroidea, Valvatida, Acanthasteridae. Gene Ontology annotation, biological process: protein import into nucleus.
CAGGUGACCUCUUUGAAAGAACAUAAACCUACCUGCGCAACCACCCAUCAGGACAAGGAAAUAGCUCCAGUAAUCGUUAUUAUUUCGCGCCACAUCGAUAUUUUUCGGGGACACUUUUGAAAGGAAAGAGUUUUGUCCGUAUUCUGAGUAUCUGUAAAACGGUUCAAGAUGAAGAAUUUGUUGUUUUCCUCAGCGGUUUUUGUCUGUCUAGCGUGUUUUUGUUUGGAGUUUGGUUUGAUUAGCACCGCAAAUGCAACGACCAACACUCCCCCUGCAACGACUAUGCCCGACACUUGCAGUGCACACAAUGGAAGCUGUGAAAAAUGUGUAUCCUUCCCAGGAGCAAAAUGCUUCUAUUGCGAGACUACAAAGAUCUGUGCCAAGUAUCCAGCCCAGGAAAUUUUCCCGACCAAAUAUUGUGCCUUGUCUGAAGCGAGAUGGGGAGUAUGUUUCUUGAACUUCGAGGCUUUGAUCAUUGCUAUGGGUGUCAUAGGAGGCGUUCUGCUCAUCGGCCUUGUCACAUGUAUCUACUGUUGCUGCUGCCGUUCCGGGAGCAACCGAGCCAAAAUGGACAGAGAGGAACUGGAAUACGCACGAAAGAAAGCUGAACGUCAAGUCAGACGUGGCCGAACAAAGGCCGAGAGAAAGGCCAAGAAUGAUGAAAUCAGACGGAAAUACGGUCUCAUGCCAGAAGACGAAAGCUCGUACCACAGGUUUGACGAGACUGCCUAAAGACUCGGCCGGGCAUCAGUACGGGUGCUGGUUGGAAAGUCUCCGGCCAGUAUAAACUGACCAAAAAAAAUAAAAAAAUUUCUGAACAAGAGAACAAUGGCCAUCGUUUCUACCACACGCUGGCUGGAACAUUCAAGAACCAAUUUCACUGUCUCUCAAAGGCCAGAUACAUGUAGUAAGAGAUGAGGCUGGUGGUUUGUGAAAUGCCCCCAUUAAGACUGUUAAGUGUUAUGCUUUGCCUACCUAAAGGGCAGGUCCAAACUUAACAAAACUGAAGCAAAUGUAAGCCCCCCCCCUCCCUAAUCACUCCCCAAAUCCUUCACAUUGGAAUAGUAUUUUUCAGGAGAAAAUAGGCCUAGAUAUUCAAUUCGAUAUUAAUCAUCGAAUCGCCGUUAAAAUUGUCAGAAAAUGUCCCUGCGGGCCCGUUGCCAAGAGGGGGCCUGAGCCCCCCCGUGGGAAGCUGCCCCCCCCCAUCAGUAAAAGCAUAAGCAUGAAAAAUAUAUUUUGUUCCAGUGAUGUGGCUCCCCCUAGCUGAUACUGUGGGUUCCCCCCCCUGUUAAUGUCUGAAGCUGGCGACGGUGCUUUGACCCUAUCGUUUCAAAGUGUGGAGAGAGCCAAGAGUUGUUGGAAGUGAUGCUUUGUGAAAUAGAGGUUGAUGAAAGUGCACAGGUGCAGGAGCUCAGUUGUAAUCAAGGGGUGGAAUUUCCCUCGUAAAAUCGGCGACAGCCAUCUUAUGAAGGGCUUUUCAUAUGUACCACCUUUAUUAAGGCCCCGUCUCCCUCCCUGGAUCAUUUGACUUUACCUGUUAGCCGUGCGAAAUCAGACAAAUUUUUUAAAGCCCCACUACGAGUACAAACAGCACCUCCGGAGUUGGACACAAGGGUUCGGAUAAAUGAAUUUCCUGUGGGCAUUGUUCUCUUGAGCGAGGCCUCUCUGGCGUCAGUUUUGUUAAAACGGAUGGAUGAAUUUCUGAUGCCUUGCUGGAAAACUUGCAUAUUUGCGUUAAUAUCUGCAAUAAUUCUCCAGGUUUUGAAGAAAAAAGUUAAUGUGUAUAUGUUUUUAACUACAGUAGAUCCGCAGAUCAGAAAGAAGUUAUCUUGCAUGUUAAAGAAUUUAACAUUCUUUUUCCCCCCGUUUCCCAGGGAAUUUUAUUAGUGUUACUUUUGGGUUCCCCCGUCCUCAUCCAGUUUAUAGUUUAAUGGUCGAGCACUGCGAAAACAUUCAUAUUUCUAGAGUUAACACACCUUUCCCUUAGCAUGGUUGCCCAGAAUGAAUGAUUUUAAUCACAAGUGUAAUCAUGUAAUAUAGUUAGGUUCUCUUGAUGUUUCAGUACACAUCACCUUGUUUGUCGAGGGGAACGAGACAGACAUUGGCAUAUGUCUGGCCGUUUCUGAAUAUUACGGCUGCAUGUGGAAAUGAUACACAUGAACAAGCACUUACGAAAGUCAGUGGCUAGGGGCUAUGGCCAUUUCCCAUAGAUAAUGAUCUAACUCUGAGCCUUAGCCUAUUAAUUCAAGCAAAAUGGUAUUACCCUCACUGCAACAACUCAUAGUCCUGUACACUGUAUUUGUCAAUUUUGUUUUUUUCUAUCUUAUGCUGUAUUUCUUCACAAGUUAUGUUUUCAUAUUGGCAGAGGCUACCAAGCAUUCUGAGCUGAUAGCUGUAGCCUCCAAAACAUGACAACCCUGCUCAAGUUUGUUCUUCCAGACAUGACAGGUGUGCGCGACUGCCUGCAAAUAAUUGCGCGAUUUCAAAACUGAGCAAAAGUUGAAGUUAAAAACACCACAAAUAACACUCUUGUACAUUAUAUCUUGGUUUUUUUUAUGAAGGAGCAAUUGUAAAUCGAACUAAGUAAUUUUGAUGAAUGAAAAAUAGUUAUUAUCCUUGACAGUUGGUAUAUAUAUAUUUUUCUGAAGACUAACAGCUUACAGAUACCUUCGAGCUCCACAGUUAUCACAUGCCAUUUUGUCGUAUUCGUUGGGCCUUUUCAAAUGAUAACGCGUUUGCAUCAGAUUUUUAAAUUGAUUCGCUGGAUUUGAAAAAUCCAACACUCAUUUGGCAGCCAGAAUGGCUGUAAAACUGUCCUCAUUUCUGCCAAAUCUAAACCCUGUCUCUAGUUUUUCAUCUUCGAGUUUUUUCCUAACUACAUCUGGAAAUUUUACCGAAUAAAACUCAUGGAAGUUGAUCCAAAGAGAGGAUCAAAUUCCUAAUGUGUAUAACCAUGUACUGUUUUGUAUAUGCCCAUAUCUAUGCACGUACAGCUACAAAAGGUUUCAGAAGUUAAAUGUUCUAAAAAAUGAUUAAUCCGCUCUAUAUGCCGGUACCUAAUGUACACUUUAUUGUAGAUAACGAUGAAAGGCCUUUCCUUAGAUUUAUGAGGGCUGUUUGAAAAAUCCUACGCUGUCAGGUAUUCAAUUGAUUAAAACUGCAAAUGAGAGUUAGCUUAAACUAAUUGAUGUAAACUUUGGUUGUGCUACAAAUUAAUGACAAUAAAUUUUGCACAUUAACUAGUUGUACACACGGUCACGUUUCAUUCAGCCACUGUCAGCUAAUCGAAGGAAUUUUUGUGGCAAACAAGUUUUAACGAGUCAUUUGAAGUUGUAACUUAAGUUUUGAUUGGCAUGUUAACGUAGUGUUGUGUGGCAGUUGAUUUUUUUGGUGGAUGGAACUGUGAGUUACUGGAAAUCCAUCAGAAUUGUACAUUUUGUUGGGAGAUUAUUUCGGAUGUGCUUUCCAAGUGAAAGAAAAUAUUUUCAUUUGACUUGAAUAACGAAUGAAACAGAUUUGCCAGGAAA